This is a messenger RNA of Olea europaea var. sylvestris, 1111 nucleotides long. Its product is annotated as RING-H2 finger protein ATL57-like. The record is from RefSeq and is a predicted model, not a curated record. The coding region runs from base 287 to 955 and encodes 222 amino acids. Lineage: Eukaryota; Viridiplantae; Streptophyta; Magnoliopsida; Lamiales; Oleaceae. The transcript has a single exon.
UUCUAAUAAAUAUUCUAAAAAAUUGCCCCCAACAGAGCAUUAUUCAUCAAAAUUCAACUUGAUUGCUCUCAUCCUUAUCAGUUAUCGCCACCCUACCCUACUCUACCCUACUCACCUACAAUCACCAACCUCCUCUUUCAGUCUCUGGACACAGAGACAGAUAUGAAUAUGGAUAUGGACAGGAAUAUAUACACACCGGUACCCACAGCAAUGCAUAAAAUCCAAGACUCUCUCUUGCACGCUCUUGUCCUAAAUAUUCUCUCUUCUAAAUCUCUCUUCAUCCGCCAUGAAGCUCACCAUCACCAUUCUAACCAGAAGACUGUUCCAAGAACAAGGCGGCCCAGAUAAUUUAGACAGUACAAUCUCAGCUUCCGCCACCUCAGACGCUAUUUUUCAGCUCAUAAAUGACACUUCCGCCACCAUACAAACACCCUUUUCUGCCCCCACCUUAUCCACCGUCGAUUUUUCCGUGGCAUUAACAAUACUUGUUCUUAUCACAGCCCUUUCCUUCAUGGCUCUUUUUUCAGCCUACAUCCACAGCCUCGCCACUGACGAUUCUUCCUCCUACACUGACAACCGCCGCAGAAACCUAUCUCCGCCGUCACACACCAACCGCAAGGGACUUGAUCCUUCUGCCAUCAAAUCAUUGCCUCUGGUGGCUUGUGGUGUGGCCGCGAAGCACAGGAUAGAAGAAUGUACAAUAUGCUUAUGCGAGUUUGAGGAUAGCGAAAUUGUCAGAAUAAUCCCCUACUGCAAGCACGUGUACCAUCCCAAGUGUAUUGACAGGUGGCUGUCGUUGCACGUGACUUGCCCUCUGUGUCGGUCACCUCAGCUUUUCGAGAACGUCGAUGAGCUUUCUUUGGAUAUGAAGCAGGAGAAUAAUAACAAUGUUGUUGAAAUAGAAACGGUAGAUAAUGUGGCCACGUGGAGAGACGAGAGAGAGUUUAGUACUUGACGAUGUGGCUGAUUUUUCAUUUUUUCUCUCAUUUUUAUGUUCACAGUUUCUGGAACGGUCAUUUAGAAAACUGAAAAUAAGGUUCUCUUGUCAUGUCAAAUAUACUAUCCAUUCGAUAGUGAUUAUGAAAAUUGAUCUUUGAUCGUUAAAAAUAAA